Musca vetustissima is the source of this 1052-nucleotide messenger RNA. It is a transcript of the gene bru3, whose product is annotated as CUGBP Elav-like family member 4. The transcript is spliced from 6 exons. Gene Ontology annotation, molecular function: mRNA binding. The record is from RefSeq and is a predicted model, not a curated record. Gene Ontology annotation, biological process: regulation of alternative mRNA splicing, via spliceosome; mRNA splice site recognition. Gene Ontology annotation, cellular component: cytoplasm; nucleus; ribonucleoprotein complex. The coding region runs from base 1 to 927 and encodes 308 amino acids. Lineage: Eukaryota; Metazoa; Arthropoda; Insecta; Diptera; Muscidae.
AUGUUCCUCAUUUUCAAUAAAUUAAUGCAUUUUCUCUUAUUUACUUUCCAGGGUGCUUCCUCUAGUCUGGUAGUUAAAUUUGCUGAUACCGAAAAAGAAAGGCAAAUACGGCGUAUGCAACAAAUGGCCGGUCAUAUGAAUUUGCUUAAUCCAUUUGUCUUUAAUCAAUUUGGUCCAUAUGGAGCUUAUGCGCAGCAACAACAAGCUGCAUUAAUGGCUGCCGCUGCCACAGCCCCUGGUUCAUAUAUAAAUCCCAUGACUGCAUUGGCCACUCAAAUACCUCCGGGCAUUAAUGGCGCCGGCCAGCCUUCAUUACCCUCACCGACCAUGCCCAAUUUCCAAAUGGGCGCACAAACGCCCAAUGGCCAACCGGGCAGUGCUGCUGCAGCAGCCGCAGCUGCGGCCGCUGCUGAUGGUGUGUUUACAAAUGGUAUGCCACCACAGACACCAUAUCCAGGACCACCUUUACACUUAACCAUACCACCCCAAGGCCUGCAAAAUGGCGAAGCAGCAGCAUUACAGCAUGCCUUUGCCACUGGCAUGCCACCAUUCCCUGGAGUUGCCUUCCCCGCCGUUUAUGGACAUAUUCCACAAGCUUUACCACCACCAAUUGCGGCGGUUGCACCCGCUCCACGUGAAGGAUGUUCGAUUUCCGGCCCGGAGGGAUGUAAUCUAUUUAUCUAUCAUUUGCCACAAGAAUUUGGUGAUGCUGAGCUAAUGCAAAUGUUCCUGCCAUUUGGCAAUGUGAUCAGUUCGAAGGUGUUUAUUGAUCGGGCCACAAAUCAGAGUAAAUGUUUUGGUUUCGUUUCAUUUGAUAAUCCUGCCAGCGCUCAAGCUGCCAUUCAGGCCAUGAAUGGCUUCCAAAUUGGCAUGAAAAGACUGAAGGUACAAUUGAAACGGCCCAAAGAUGCCAGUCGACCCUAUUAACAAUCGGAGUUCCUUCAAAUGUUAAAUUGUUUUCAAUCGCAGUCUUUAAAUCUACAAACCUUUACCAAAUUGUUUAUGCAGUUCUAUGUUUUACAAAUCGAUUCCUCCUCUUUAUCCUCUGCCGU